This is a messenger RNA of Pogona vitticeps (central bearded dragon), 1117 nucleotides long. It is a transcript of the gene HSPB2, whose product is annotated as heat shock protein family B (small) member 2. Lineage: Eukaryota; Metazoa; Chordata; Lepidosauria; Squamata; Agamidae. Gene Ontology annotation, cellular component: cytoplasm; nucleus. Gene Ontology annotation, molecular function: structural constituent of eye lens. Gene Ontology annotation, biological process: protein refolding; response to heat; negative regulation of apoptotic process. The record is from RefSeq and is a predicted model, not a curated record.
UAUCACCUCUCCCUCCCAGGGGAAUUCACUCUGAGGAAAGCAUCGCCAUCUCUGUGCAGGCUUUAAGAGGAGACGCUGAAACAGGUACUCUGAGAGGUCCACGCCUCUCUCUCGAGACAAUGGCUGAGCGCACGGUCCCGCACGCCUACCCCGUGAGCGCAGAAUAUGAGUUCGCCAACCCGAGCAAGAUUUAUGAUCAGAAUUUUGGGGAAGGUCUUUCCUCGGGGGACAUCCUGGCCCCCACAUUGUACCACGGCUACUACAUCAGACCUCGGAUCAACAAGCAACUGGACCGAGGGAUCUCGGAGGUCACCCUCAACGACCACAAGUUCCAGGUCUUCCUGGACGUCUGUCAUUUCACCCCGGACGAGAUCGCCGUCCGGACCGUGGACAAUCUCCUCGAGGUGAUGGCUCAGCACCCCCAGAAGGCUGACCGGCACGGCUUCAUUGCCCGGGAAUUCACCAGGACCUACAUCCUCCCGCUGGAUGCGGAUCCCCUCCUGGUCAAAGCCACAGUGACCCAUGACGGCAUUCUGUGCCUAGAAGCGCCGCGGACCGGGAAGGAAGUGAAGGCCAACAUCCGUGAGGUGCCAGUAACGUGUCAGGAAGAGCAGGUGGCCGGGAAAGGAGAAAGAUUGGAGGAAAAGGCGUAGGGAGCCCGAGACUGUCCUUUGGGAAUGGGGCCAGGCUGGAGGGAUCUGUCGAAGCGUCUUUGCCAGGCCCACCAAAGGAAUAUCCGCCUGUUGAGUUCAAGGGCUCCCUGCCAACUCUACCAAGAGAUCUUUGUGUUAUUUAGAUCUAGGGAGGUGACUUUUCUAAAUCAGUUAAUUCCCUGGCUCUUUAAGAGUGUUUGAAAAAGUAAAACCUUGAUGUUACUUGCUGCAGUGUUGAAAAGUAGCUUGUUAUGUUACUUGCUAUGUUGCCUGUUACUUUUCAGUUACUCUUCCUGACUGAGGCGCGGGGCAGGGCUCGGAAUGGAGAAGAGCAUGCUGCGAAAUGCAAACAAACCCCAGCGCAAAAAAAAAAAUCCCUUUCAAAUGGACAUAAAAAAGUAAAGGUGGAAAGGAAUUAGAAAAGCGACUUUCCCCUGCCAAUAAAGUGCUUUUGUCCCCUGAAA